This is a messenger RNA of Heterocephalus glaber (naked mole-rat), 2764 nucleotides long. NCBI's taxonomy places the organism in Eukaryota, Metazoa, Chordata, Mammalia, Rodentia, Bathyergidae. The record is from RefSeq and is a predicted model, not a curated record.
UUUCCGCCUGUGGGUCCCUCCCCUGGGUCUGCUGUUUUCCUCUGUGGAGUUAGAGGCCGCUCUGCCUCCGCUUUUGUACCCUGUCACCAGCCGGGGUGGGGACCCGGUGGAAGAACGCUGGGAAUCCGGCAGCUGGUAAUGAGCUGUGCAGUCUCCAUAAAUAUAUCACAGGGAAGAGAAUCAGGUGCCCUCCUUUACCUCCACCUAAUUCUUUGAAGCUGCCACUUUUCAACCACCAGGUGCUGAGAGGUUCCUAGGAAGGGCAACAGACCUCCAGAAGCCAAGAAAUGGUUCAGACACUUGACGAAAAUGUGUUUGGGUUGAAUUCUCCCAAGGCUUUACAGAGUGAUGUACUCUCAGCCGUCCAUUUUUCCAUGGUCCUGGGGUCAGCUGCUUGACACCAGCAUCCACAGCUGCCAUGUCUUUUCCUUGAUCCCUAGGAGUGAACCCAAGAUCUGAUCCCAUCUUCUGUCACCAAGUGAAUGAAGGCUGAAACCUGGCGUUCUCUCCAGUUAGGAGGGCUGGUGUGGAAGUGGCCAGCUAGGCCUUUGGCAGAGAGGAAGUUCUUCCACAAGCCUGGAUGGCAUUGUCUCUGUUGUGCGGAAAUGUUGACAUUCAGGGAUGUGGCCAUUGAUUUCUCUGUGGAAGAGUGGGAAUUCCUGGAGCCGGCUCAGCAGAAUUUGUAUAGGGAUGUGAUGAUAGAGAACUAUAGAAACCUCCUCUCCCUGGGUUUAGCUGUCACUAAGCCAUACCUGAUCACCUUUCUGGAGCAAAGCAAGGAGCUUUGGGAUGUAAAGAGUCAAGGGACAGCAGCUAUUCAUCCAGCUAUGUCUUCUCAUCAUACUGAAGGAUUUUCAUCAGAGAAGGACAUGAAACAUUCAUUUCAAAAAGUGAUAAAUCAAAGAUCUGGAAAUUGUGGCUUUAGCAGUUUGCACUUAAAGAAAGACUGGAAAAUUGGUAAGUGUGAAGAUGAGAAUCCAUUUCAUAAUGGACACCACCAAUGUAUGACAACUGAAAAUAACAAAAGCUUCACUGUCAAUAGAAAUCAAGAACAUGUAGCAUCACAGAAUAUAUCUGAAUUUAUGCCACUUCAUUUUAGUAAUCCACAUCAGACUAUUAAGUGUACCUUUUCCUGUGCCAAAAUAUGCAGUUUUGACAAACAUGGGAAGGAAUUUACCUAUCCAUUAAUGCACAGUCAAAGUCCAUAUAUAGAUAUUUGGCAAACUCAUGACAUAUAUAAUGAAAAUGGGAAGGCCUUUAAGAACAACUCUACUCUACAUAAUUGCCAGGAUGCUCAUAUUGAACAGAAAAUUUAUCCUUGUAAUAAAAUUACUGAAAACUUUAACCAUGGCUCAAAUCCUAGUAAACAACAUUUUUCAAAGAAUAUUUAUAAAUGUGAUACAUGUGGGAGAGUCUUUGACCAGUGCUCACAACUUACUACCCAUCAAAGUGCCCAUUUUCAAGACAAGGUGUAUAACUAUAAAGACUGUGGCAAAGCUUUUGUUGAUGAUUCUAUCUUUAAUCAACAUCAGAGCAUUCAUACUGGAGAGAAGUCCUACAGAUUUAAAGAAAAUGCUAAAUCCUUUAAGUAUCACUUAACCCCUGCUCAAUACCAGUUAAUUCUUACUGGAGAGAAAUCCUACAGUUGUAAAAAUUCUGAUACAUUUAAUCAAAACUCAACAUUUACUAAGCAUCAGACAAUUAAUACUGGAGAGAAAUUGUAUAAAUGUAGAGAAUCUGGCAAAGCCUAUAUUGAAAAGUCAAUACUUACUCAACACCAGAGAAUCUGUACUAAAGAGAAACCCUACAAAUGUAAAGUAUGUGACAAAACCUUUAGCCAAAUUUCACCUCUUACUCAACACCAGAGAAUACAUAUGGGAGAGAAACCUUACAAUUGUAAAGAAUGUGGCAAAGCCUUUAGAUACUGCACAUCCAUUAUUCAACACCAAAGAAUUCAUACUGGAGAGAAACCCUUCAAAUGUAAAGAAUGUGGCAAAGCUUUUAUUCAGAGGUCAGCACUUAUUCAACACCAGAGAAUACAUACUAAAGAGAAGCCCUACAAAUGUACAAAAUGUGACAAAACCUUUAAUCAAACUUCACAUCUUACUCGGCACCAGAGAACACAUACGGGAGAGAAACCUUAUAAAUGUAAGGAAUGUGGUAAAGCAUUUAGAUAUUGUACAACCAUUACUCGACACGAAAGAAUUCAUACUGGAGAGAAACCCUAUAAAUGUGAAGAAUGUGGGAAAUCCUUUAAUCAAAGUUCAACACUUACUCAACAUCAGAGAAUUCAUACAGGAGAGAAACCCUACAAAUGUAAACAGUGUGGCAAAGCAUUUGAUCGAAGGUCUAACCUUAGUAAUCAUGAAAGAAUACACACUGCAGAGAAACCAUACAAAUGUAAAGAAUGUGGCAAAGCCUUUAAUCAAAGCUCAACCCUUACUAAACACCAGAGAAUUCAUACUGGAGAGAAACCUUACAAGUGCACAGAAUGUGACAAAACUUUUAAUCAAAUUUCACAUCUUUCUCGGCACCAAAGAACACAUACUUCCAAUCUUAGACAACAUCACCAAAUUCAUGUUAGAUAAAAAUCCUAUAAAGGUAAAUCUGGAAAAGCUUGUAACAAUUUUUCAGAUUUUAAUUAACAAGAGAAUUUAUACUGGAGAAAAACCCUACAAAUACAAAAAUAUGAAAAAAAUUUCAUGGACAUUCAGUCUUCAACAUGAGAGGAUACAGAUUUUUAUUAAAACCUUACAUAUGUAUU